This is a messenger RNA of Plectropomus leopardus (leopard coralgrouper), 1477 nucleotides long. Lineage: Eukaryota; Metazoa; Chordata; Actinopteri; Perciformes; Serranidae. The record is from RefSeq and is a predicted model, not a curated record.
GUGACCGCCGUCAGGAAUCUACCUCGUGCCAUCUACAUCUCCAUCCCACUGGUGACCUUUGUGUACACGCUCACCAACAUCGCCUACUUCUCCUCCAUGUCGCCCGAGGAGCUGCUGUCAUCCAAUGCCGUGGCCGUAACGUUUGGGGAGAAGCUGCUGGGGAUGUUCUCCGUCAUCAUGCCGAUCUCCGUGGCUCUGUCCACCUUCGGAGGGAUCAACGGCUACCUGUUCACCUCCUCCAGGUUGUGUUUCUCUGGAGCCAGAGAGGGUCACCUGCCCAGCCUGCUGGCCAUGAUCCACUACAAGAACUGCACGCCCAUCCCCGCCCUGCUGGUCUGCUGCGCUGCCACCAUCGUUAUCCUCUGCAUCGGAGAGACGCACAACCUCAUCAACUACGUGUCCUUCAUCAACUAUCUGUCGUACGGCGUCACCAUCGCGGGCCUGCUGUACUACCGCUGGAAGAAGCCCAACCUGUACCGACCCAUCAAGGUGAACCUGCUGGUUCCUGUGUGCUACCUGAUGUUCUGGGCGCUGCUGCUGGGUUUCAGUCUUUACUCGGAGCCGGUGGUUUGCGGCGUCGGAUUGGUCAUCAUGCUCACCGGCGUACCCGUCUACUUCCUGGGCGUCCAUUGGAAAGAAAAACCAAAGUGUAUCUACAACUUCAUCGAGAGGGCGACGUACGUGGGCCAGCGGUUGUGUUUCGUGGUCUUUCCUCAGAUCGACCCCAUCGAGAUCGCCACUCCGUCAGAAUGGACUGACCGCUCAUCAGGCAGGAGCAGUUUCUCCGCCAAUUCUUAAAACUUUUCUCCCCGGAAAUAUGAAGUUGUUUUUUUUCUGGCCCUUUUGUUUAUAUUCCCUCAGUGUGUAAGUCCAGACGCUUCCUCCUGGUUUGACCUUUGACCCUCUGAGACGCUGGUUCCCUGCAGUCGGUGGAAGCGCCCGCUCUUCUGCGCGGACUUCGUGCACUUUUUAUUCUCUUCUCUUUUCUACUAAGUCGUCAAGUUACAACCACCUAAUGCCAACAGUGUCGCGCUGUUGAAAAUGACUUUUAUUCCCAUUUUUGGGCCCGUUUGUUCCUGUUUGUCUGUAACAGAACUCUGAGCGACUGGCGGCUCGUUCGUCUGAAUGUUGCUGCUGUUUCAUCGUGCCUUAAGGCCUUUUCACGCCAAGUCCCAAACUAAUCUAAUAAACAUAAUCCAAACUUUGCACAUAGGUUCAGUCUCACGCCAAACGUCCUCAGCUUCAAACACAAGCCAACAGUCCUGAUGGGGGCGCUACAGCGACCGUCUAAAUUUCAAAAGUUUAAAAAUUCAUAAAAAUCAUUCGUAUGUGCUACAGAUUUAGAUUUAGUGAUGAAGUCCAUCACUCUGUUUUCAUCAAAAACUGUCAAACUAAUUAAACCUACUUUCUCACACGGUUUUGGCUCAUUUGACACCAAACUUGCUACAGGAAAUCUUUUUUCUGUCCGACACAAAUC